This is a messenger RNA of Megalobrama amblycephala (Wuchang bream), 3892 nucleotides long. It is a transcript of the gene gpr39, whose product is annotated as G protein-coupled receptor 39. Gene Ontology annotation, cellular component: membrane. The record is from RefSeq and is a predicted model, not a curated record. Gene Ontology annotation, molecular function: G protein-coupled receptor activity. Bases 351 to 1622 code for a protein of 423 amino acids. The transcript is spliced from 2 exons. Lineage: Eukaryota; Metazoa; Chordata; Actinopteri; Cypriniformes; Xenocyprididae. Gene Ontology annotation, biological process: G protein-coupled receptor signaling pathway.
UCCACCUCAAAUAGCGACUCUCAGCUCAGCUCACGGCAUUAACUUGCACCGCCUCUGUGUUCAUUUCUCAAACUCUAAUCAUUAACUCACACAAGAGCUGGAGCUUUCAAACAUUUCAAACCGGAGGAAGAAGUCGAGUCUAAAGCAUCGCACACGACUGAGGUGAGACGCUGUGAUCUUCAUCAUGAAGGAUUCAUGGACUUUCUGUUUCACACCCAGAGCUGUGAUUUUGAGAUCCAACAGCAUUUGUGCUUCGUGAGAUUGAUGAUUAAUUGUGGCGAUAACGGCGCAGAUAAGCAGGACUAAAGUCAACAAGUCCAAGAGUGAAUGUCAAACAGACGACUGACAUCAUGGAUCAGAAUGAGGAAGAGCAGAGAGACUGGAAAGAGCUGGAGCCGACUCACGAGGUGAAGGUCUUCCUCACAGUGCUGUACAGUCUCAUUCUCAGCCUUGGCAUUGUGGGAAACAGUGUCACCAUUCAUGUGGCGCAGGUGCUGCAGCGGAACGGCUACCUGCAGAAGAACGUGACGGAUCACAUGGUGAGUCUGGCCUGCUCUGAUCUGCUGGUGCUGUUGAUCGGGAUGCCGGUCGAGCUCUACAGCGCCAUCUGGUUCCCGUUCACGUCCUCGUCUGGUGACGCCUCCUGCAGGAUCUACAACUUCCUAUUCGAGGCGUGCAGCUAUGCCACCAUCCUGAAUGUGGCUACGUUGAGUUUUGAACGUUACAUGGCCAUUUGCCAUCCAUUCCGGUAUAAAGCCUUGGGCGGCAGCCGUACGACGAAGCUCCUGUUGUCCGCGUGGCUCUGCUCGGCCCUCAUCGCUCUGCCAUUGCUCAUCACCACAGGAACCGAAGGGUAUGUACCCAAAGGCCGCCAGAUGCCAGUGCAGAACCUGACCUUCUGCACCAACCUGAGCCAGCACUGGGUCAUGUAUCGCACCAGCAUCUUCACGGCGUUCGUGCUUUAUCUUCUCGUCCUGGUCGGUGUGGCCUUAAUGUGCAGAGCCAUGAUUGUAGUUCUUCGGGCCCCAAUGGGGCCUAAUGAAGCCGGCGCAAAUGGAGCUGGACGGGAUGCUCCCAAACACGAGAGCGCCCGUGUGAAAGCAUCCCGUAAACAGACCAUCCUCUUCCUGGUGCUGAUCGUCUGCGCUCUGUUCGUGUGCUGGAUGCCAAACCAGAUUCGCAGGCUAAUGACAGCAGCGUUGCCCAAGUCAUCGUGGACCGCAAGCUACCUGAGGAGCUACGUGAAGCUGCAUCUGGUGGCCGACAGCUUCUUCUAUCUGAGCUCGGUGCUGAAUCCGCUGCUGUAUAACCUCUCCUCGCGCCAGUUCCGCUCUGCUUUCUGGCAGACGCUCCUGUGCCGUCUGUCUCUUGUGCAUGUCAACAGAAGAACACUGGAAAGCAGUCUAGCCUCAAAGAGCUCCAGGCACACAUUACGCCCCCUGCUGCGGCGAUCUCUAAACCGCAUAAGGACAGCCACCAGUGACAGAUCGACGCCUCCAUUGUCAGAAGAGAGACAAAGUACUCCAAACCCCACAGACCGGCCACCGAGCGCAGAUGCGCUGACCUCUGAACCACAGGAGGAGGAGAGAAAUCAAGACAGCACACUACCUAAUACUAACUGAUGAACAAACUAACUAUAACUAACUGUAGACCACAGUAGAACACUGAAGACUGCUGUAGACCACUGUAGAUCACUGCAAGCCACUGUUGAACAUUGUAGAAUACUGCAGACCACUUCAGACCACUGUAGACCACUGUUGGCCACUGUAGACCAGUGUAUAUCACAGCAGACCACUUCAGACUGCUGUAGAACAUUUUGUAGAACACUGUAGACCACUUCAGACCAAUGUAGAUCACUGCAAGCCACUGUUGACCACUGUAGACCACUUCAGACCUAUGUAGAUCACUACUGCAGACCACUUUGGACCACUGUUGACCACAGUAGACCACUGCAGACCACUGCUGACCACUGUAGAACACUGCAGACCACUAUAGACCACUUCAGAUCACUGUAGAUCACUGUAGAACAGUAUAGAACACUGUAGGUCACUGUAGACCACUAUAGACCACUUCAGACCACUGUAGAUCACUGUAGACCACUGUAGAUCACUGUAGACCACUAUAGACCACUAUAGACCACUUCAGAUCACUGUAGAUCACUGUAGAACAGUAUAGAACACUGUAGGUCACUGUAGACCACUGUAGACCACUAUAGACCACUUCAGACCACUGUAGAUCACUGUAGACCACUGUAGAUCACUGUAGACCACUAUAGACCACUUCAGACCAAUGUAGAUCACUGUAGAUCACUGUAGAACACUGUAGAUCACUGUAGAUCAAUGUAGACCACUGUAGAUCACUGUAGACCACUGUAGACCACUGUAGAUCACUGUAUACCACUGUAGACCACUGUAGAUCACUGUAUACCACUGCAGAGCAUGGUAGACCACUUCAGACCACUGUAGAUCACUACUGCAGACCACUUCGGACCACUGUAGACCACAGUAGACCACUGCUGACCACUGUAGAACACUGCAGACCACUAUAGACCACUUCAGAUCACUGUAGAUCACUGUAGAACAGUAUAGAACACUGUAGGUCACUGUAGACCACUGUAGACCACUAUAGACCACUUCAGACCACUGUAGAUCACUGUAGACCACUGUAGAUCACUGUAGACCACUAUAGACCACUUCAGACCACUGUAGAUCACUGUAGAACAUGGUAGACCACUUCAGACCACUGUAGAUCACUACUGCAGACCACUUCGGACCACUGCAGACCACUGCUGACCACUGUAGAUCACUGUAGACCACUGCAGACCACUAUAGAACACUGCAGACCACUAUAGACCACUUCAGAUCACUGUAGAUCACUGUAGAACAGUAUAGAACACUGUAGAACAUGGUAGACCACUGUAGAUCACUGUAGAACACUGCAGACCACUAUAGACCACUUCAGAUCACUGUAGAACAGUAUAGAACACUGUAGAUCACUGUAGACCACUGUAGACCACUUCAGACCACUGUAGAUCACUGUAGAUCACUGUAGACCACUGUAGAUCACUGUAGACCACUAUAGACCACUUCAGACCACUGUAGAUCACUGUAGAACAUGAUAGACCACUUCAGACCACUGUAGAUCACUACUGCAGACCACUUCGGACCACUGUAGACCACAGUAGACCACUGCUGACCACUGUUGAGCACUGUAGAUCACUGCAGACCACUGUUGACCACUGUAGACCACUUCAGAUCACUGUAGAACAGUAUAGAACACUGUAGAUCACUGUAGACCACUAUAGACCACUUCAGACCACUGUAGAUCACUGUAGACCACUGUAGAUCACUGUAGACCACUAUAGACCACUUCAGACCACAGUAGACCACCGCAGACCACUGUUGACCACUGUAGAUCACUGUAGACCACUUUGGACCACUUUGGACCACUGUAGAUCACCGUAGACCACUUUGGACCACUUUGGAACACUGUAGAUCACCGUAGACCACUGCAGACCACUGUAGAACAUGGUAGACCACUGUAGAACACUUCAGACCAAUUUAGAACAUUUUGUAGACCACUUCAGACCACUGUAGAACACUGUAUAGACCACUGAAAAGCGCUUUAGAACAUGCUGUGGAAUGCUGAAGACCACUGUAGAACAGUGUAGAAAACUGCAGACCACUGAAGGCCACCAUAGACCAGAUGCCGGAGUUUGCAAGCUUUAAUCACGAUGCAGGACAAAAAGCAGCACAUGGGUCAAAUGUGAAAUAAGAGUGAGAGGCCAAGAAACUACCCUAAUGAAACCAAGAAAAGCUCAGAAUUACAAUAAAGCCACAUAAAACCUGUUUAAUAAUCUUUCAGGAAACAAAGAUUUUUUAAACAAAGUCAA